AUGGCGAAUGUAAAUGUUAUAUCUCGUUUAGUUGGUUUAAAACUACGUAUAAAGCAGAAAACCAAACCAAAAACUAUCGAAAGAAAUCAAAAUGACCUAGUGCUAAGUUGGGACAAUUUUUUUGAGUGUGAUACUAACACUGACAAGUUUAUUUUGCAAAUAAAAAAUAAUAUAAAAGAAUGGGUAACAAUUUAUUGGGGUCCUAAAACUAGAUUUAGAGUUGAAAAUUUAGAACCAUGUAAUUGUUAUGACUUUCGAUUAAAAUUACAAAGCGACACCACUAACGACUGGUACCAAUUUAGGGGGGCUACCAGUGAAGGACCCUAUUUGGUAAUGCACAUGAGUAGGGCUAUUAAAUUGGGUAAUUCUACUGCCGUGAGGAAAAUAAUUCAAACUUGCCCACAUUUGUUGGAAACUGAAAAUAAGGAACACAAAACUCCAUUGAUACAAGCUAUAGAAAAUUGGGAUCUACAGAUGGUUCACUUCCUUCAUAGUUUAGGAGUUAAUGUGAAUAAAAGACUAUUUUACAGUAAAAGGACGCCUUUAAUGGUCGCAAUCAGUAAGGGUUACCUGCAAAUAGCACAAUUUCUUAUUAAUAAAAGAGCAGAUAUACAUUGUGUUGAUAUAAAUGGAUUAAAUAUAUUACAUUACGCAGUUGAUUCAAAUAACAUCGACAACGUAAUAUUUGUCUUAAAAUCUGGCGUUAAUAUCAAUUUACAAGACAGAAGUGGAUGGACUCCAUUAAUGAGAGCUGUAAUAUUGCAGAGUUCUGAGGAAAUUAUUAACAUGUUGUUGGAAAAUGGGGCUGAAGUAAAUAUUCAUGACAACAAUGGAUUUACAUAUGAAAAACUUCGAAAUCUGUAAAUAUGUAUAAUAAUAAGAAAUAAACAAUUACGAGUUUUUAAAAAUAA
Molecule: messenger RNA, 911 nt
Organism: Aethina tumida (small hive beetle)
Lineage: Eukaryota; Metazoa; Arthropoda; Insecta; Coleoptera; Nitidulidae
Gene: flip
Product: fibronectin type 3 and ankyrin repeat domains 1 protein
Exons: 5
Coding region: 1-864 (287 amino acids)
Cellular component (GO): cytoplasm
Molecular function (GO): protein binding
Source: RefSeq, a predicted model, not a curated record